This is a messenger RNA of Cyclopterus lumpus (lumpfish), 379 nucleotides long. RefSeq names its product S100P-binding protein-like. Bases 86 to 343 code for a protein of 85 amino acids. Gene Ontology annotation, molecular function: calcium-dependent protein binding. The record is from RefSeq and is a predicted model, not a curated record. Lineage: Eukaryota; Metazoa; Chordata; Actinopteri; Perciformes; Cyclopteridae. The transcript has 3 exons.
UGUCUCUUUCAGGCCGGAGGUCUUUGACAGUGAGCAUGACUGGGAUCAUGGCAAACGGCUGUAUGUCCAUUCGGUCACCAGACACAUGAAAGAGCAUCAAGGAGAAAAUCGAGGUGUCAUGACUGAGCUGCUGACCCUGAUGAACCAGGUGGCUGACCAGAGGCAAGGCACUGAUGGAAAACAGUGGCAGCAUCCCUCGGAUCUCACACGCAGGAACUACCAAAAACGGUUCGGAAACGGGCUUCCAAAAAUGACCCUCUGUGAAUGGCAGUCCCAGAACCGUCCAUCAUACAAGCGCUUUGCUGAGGUGCCGACAUCUUUUCAAAGGAGUCACUGUCCCUAAAUUGGGAGCAGAUAGUCCUAUAAACCAAUUGCAGUC